UCGCCGUUAACGUCUCUGUCUCGUGCACAGAGCAGAAUGAAGAGCAGUGUCUUCUCUUGGACAGCAGAGCAGGCUGAGACACUGCUCACACUCUCCAUCGAUUGACUUUAGCACUUUGUUACUGAUUUUACGUGAUUUUUUGACCUAUCCGGUUAUUUAGUGCUGUGGUUCCUCUUUGUCGGUUGAUUCAGUGCGUCAGCGAUGUCUGAUUGUUUGACUCUGUUGCUCAACUCUGAUGUCGAGUAAAUGCUGGUGUCGUGCUGAUCGUUAACCCUGUAUUCUGUUAUCUUAUCGCUGUUGAGUGACAGCGCUACGUUUCCGAUUGACACAUGGAAUGAAGUGGGGCAGAACUGAGAACAGUAUUCCUGUUCCUCCUGGUGUUUUGUUAUGCAGGCGUCUCCGGACGUGCCCGUCUGUCUGUCUGUCCGUCCUGCUGCGGCCGUGGGCUGGUGUAGACGGAGGGGGGAUGAGUAGGGGGCAGAGCCAUGCCUUACGUGGAUCGACACAACCGCGUCUGUGGCUUCCUGGACAUCGAGGAGCUGGAGAACAGUGGCCGGUUCCUGCGCCGGUACUUCCUGCUGGACACACAGCAGGGCAGCCUGGUGUGGUACAUGGACAACCCGCAGAAUCUGCCUGUAGGGACUGAAUGUGUGGGCUCACUGAAACUCACCUACAUUUCCAAAGUCAGUGAUGCUACCAAGCAACGACCAAAAGCAGAGUUCUGCUUCGUCAUUAAUGCAGGAAUGAGGAAGUUCUUCUUACAGGCUAAUGACCGGCAGGACCUUGUAGAGUGGGUCAACGCACUCAACAACGCCACUAAAAUAACUGUGCCCAAGUCAUCCGAUGUGGUCCAUAGUUCUCAGUGUCAGAGGGCAGUGUCCGAUAUUCAAGGCAGCAAAAAGCAAGUCUCCUACCGUACAGACAUCAUAGGGGGAGUGCCUAUCAUCACACGCACACAGGAAGGGGAUGACGGACAGACAGCCAGCAAAGAGAAGGAGGCAUUGAGACGCCCCCAUGGUCCCCUGUGCCGAGCCGCCCAGGAACAGGGCGUGAUCAAGGCAGGCUACUGUGUGAAACAGGGCGCUGUGAUGAAAACGUGGAAAAGAAGAUACUUCCUUCUGGACGAGAACUCGAUCAGCUACUUUAAAUCUGACCUUGAGAAGGAGCCCCUGCGAAUGAUCCCCCUUAAAGAGGUUCAUAAAGCCCAGGAAUGUAAACACAGUGAUAUUUUGAUGCGAGACAACCUCUUUGAAGUUGUCACCACAUCAAGAACAUUUUAUGUACAGGCGGACAGUCCUGAAGACAUGCACAGCUGGAUUAAAGCCAUCUCAGGGGCCAUAGUGGCUCAGAGGGGCCCUGGGAGAGCUACUGCACCUGAACAUGGCGUUGGCUCCUCCUCAUUCUACUACACACACUCGUUUGGCUCUGCCCCCUGGAAGACCAGCCCCGCCUUGCCAGCCUACCCAGAAUGCCGUGGUGCCACGCGGCCUUGCGUGGGACAGCGAGCACUUCAUGAGUCUACUGCCGUUGCCCCGGCAACAUGCCCGCCUGUCACUGCAAGAGACCCACCUCUCCAAGUGACUCACGAGUCUCCAUGGCGACGCCGCAGCAGUUUUGGUAUGCAUGACGCCCCUCCCCCGUCUCCUGACUUGGACGAUGUGGAGCUACCAGUUAGUGAGGUCUGACUUCUGAACUUUAACCAUUCACACUGAGACGACCCCUGACAGUGGAGGAAUGCAUCAAAAAGGAAGAAAUGGGAUGAGAAGUGUCCUGGAUGUCUCCGCAGAGUGGACACAGAAGACGUCCUGAUGAUGGCAGAAACGAAGACAGAAGAGUAGACAGCGAGCCUGCCCUGAAAUGCGGGACCAAAACAACUAGACGUCUGAGGGGAGGGUUUAUUGGGUGGAUGUGGGUGUGGGUGUGGGUGUGGGCGUGGUAUGUGAUUAAAAAAAUAAUAAUAAUAAUUCAAAGUGGGCCCAUGACUAUGGGCGUAUUUUCUGUUUUUAUGCGAUGACUGUGCUAACCACUAGAGGGCGGUCUACUAACCACUGCGAGUCUCACAAUCUGCACAAGGUACCCUGGUAGUGUAGUUCCUGAUUCAGUCCGUUAUUCUGGGUAAUAUGCGGACAGGAAGAAGGUUGUUUGCGGGGAGGGAGGGAGUGGCUACAAACCCGUUCCCUCACAGUGAGACAUGAUUGAGACGUUCCACGUCAGGUUUCUGAAAGGCAGGACAUUAUCUUUCUCAGGAGGUGCUCGUGAUUGUGUGGAGUUUGGUGGCACUACACUAGAAACAUUACCGUGUUACUUACACUGUAAAGUUUAUGGAGUUUUCACACACUACUAGAGACAGAACCACUUUUAUUGUUUCACCAUGCAUUUAACACUGUACACCAGGCUGGCUAACGUCUGGUAACACACUCACUAAACCUGGAAACACUGAUGAGUUGGUCAGGUUAGCUCAUCAAGCUGGGAGAUGCCAGACCACUGAACUCUGUGUCCCUGGUCCCUGGUUUAUAUGGCAUGUCUCAAACUGUUUUGUGUUUUGAGUGUUUUUAACAUUGUAAAUUUUUGCCCUACUCAACCCAUGUGACUCAAAACCUGUAAUGUACUGUGUGCUACUGUUCCUAUCUCAGAUCAGACCACACCUGAGUCUUCACACUUAUGAAAACAUUUUUCUAAUUCAUUUUACGGAGCUCCUUAUGGGUCACUCCUGGGCCUUGUCUUAGAAAGACGAUUAGUUUGGGAGAAUCUUUUAGCGAUGCGAUGACCGCUACAACACGCGGUCCUUUUGAUUAGAGGUACUCAGCUCCUGUCCUGUGGACAAACCGUCAGCGUUCUGUGCUUAUCUACACACCUGCACACGUCCUGGAGGUCUCACGCAGCUGACGUGCAGGUGACCCACUGGCUGAGGGGGUGUGUCGACUAGACGUAGACUAGACCCAGGACUAGAGAGUGAAAUUGGGGCCCAGACAUCUCACGAGGAGCCAGAGUACCUGUGUCUCUUUCUAAUUUUAACUUUUUUGCGUUUUGUUUGGUGAUUGUAACAGUUAAUAUCUCAUAUUUUUGUAUUAUUUAUUAUGUGAAAACAUUGAAGGAAUAAACUGAACUUUAAUUUACUGUGUUUAGUUUUUGUGAAGUGUACAUAAGUGUUCAUUUGUUACAUACAUGUCAGGGUUUUUCUUUUUAGUGGUUGAUAAAAAAA
Electrophorus electricus (electric eel) is the source of this 3202-nucleotide messenger RNA. RefSeq names its product pleckstrin homology domain containing, family A (phosphoinositide binding specific) member 1a (gene plekha1a). NCBI's taxonomy places the organism in Eukaryota, Metazoa, Chordata, Actinopteri, Gymnotiformes, Gymnotidae. The record is from RefSeq and is a predicted model, not a curated record.